AUGCCGGGCAAUGUUACCAGUAAUUGUGCCUGCAACAUUCAAGCUCCGCGUAUGCCAGCCACGGCCCUGGUCCCCUUCGUCAAGCAGCCAUAUGGCUUUGAUCGCUUUGCACAGAAGGAUCAAAACAGCAAGGAGAACGGAUUGCGCAUUCCCCAUAUGUUUUUCAAUCAAUAUGAAGCAAAUGAUGAGAGCGACGGGUUCACAGUCUCGAUCAGGAACGGGUCAGACAUCGUCGUUGAGAAAAUUCGCCAACGGGAAACCCAGGAGAUUCCGGGGCCGGUUGUUUACGGACCAAAGACGUCCGCAGAGGUCAGUAGCGGCAUAGUUUCCGUCCUCGAGAGGUAUCGAAUGGCGCCGAAAGAACACGCUCAUGAACCAUGGGAAGCUAAAGGAAAAAUCUCACGCCUUGUUGAGGAGCACGUAGAGGUCGGGAGGGUUAUUCCGAUGGUUCUCCCAGCGUUCCCAUUCAAGUCACCGAAUAAAAAGUUCAAGGUGCUCGGCCACCUUCCUGAUAAGGGGGAGGAGGUAGCCUUGGCGCAUCUGAAUGGACUCUGCGAGCUGAUCAAAGAGGAGUAUAAACCAGGCGCUAAGAUAGAUAUCGUCUCUGAUGGAUUAAUGUACAGCGAUCUGUUAGGGAUUUCCGACGAACAAGUGUGGGCCUACGGCCAAUCCCUCAGAAAACUUGCUGUUGAUACAGGAUGCAACAAUAUCAGUUUCAUUCGCCUCGUGCACCUCCUUGGAGAAUGCGAAGUUGGAGAGCCGUUAUCCGAAGAACAAUAUUUGAAAGAUGCACCUUGGUUUCGAACCCAGCUCCUCGAAAGAAAUAUCCCCGAUAACUUCGAUGUCUCCAAACACAUAUCAUUGGAUCCUGACACGACCAUGACCUACCGCGGAUACAUCAAAUUUCUCGAGAAGGAUCUCGACGACAGCAGCAAUAUUCAUGACGCGUCUAUCUCAAAACGACAGAUAAAAAAACGUCACGAAGAAACUGCACGAAAAAUGAUCAUACGCGGACGGGCAUUUGCAAUUGCUAUCGCAAAGAGAUUCGACAAAUCGAUUCGAUUGUCAAUCCAUCCAUCUACGGAGUCAGCGAAGAUAUCCAUAGCGAUAACACCAAUUAAAGACGGGAUAAUUAUGACACCAUGGCACUCCUCUCUUGUCCGUGCAGUGGAUGGAUCCAUCCGGAUGGCACAUGCUGGCACAGUACCGGCCUUCACACACGAGUUAAUUUUCGAGAACGACCGCCCUUCCUACUUCAGGGAGAAAUCGUCUCUUUACGACCUGGGCAGCGUCGAUGUCGACUUUCAAUACACCUACCCCACCGGAAUCACCAUUUCUCCACGAAGCAAAUCAUGCAGGAACCACCUCAGUCGAGUCAACAUGCGGAAGGUCAGAGUAUUGGCAGAGCUCUGUUCACCAGUAGUUUUAAGAGGUUGGUUAGAUACGCCGUGUCAAAACUGCUGUUGUGAACCGGAAGUUGGAAACCGAACAUGUUCGGGUGGACAUGGUAUUAUUCGUGUGGUGGAAUUCUGUGACGGAACAGCUCCUGGAAUGAACGGUUUCCUCAGAAAUCUACCACAAGCAGACCAAUAUGAAGUCAGCAAUUUUGGAGACUUCAACAGCGGGGGUUGUGCCCAAUGCGGCCAUACGCUUCGCCUUCUGAACGGAUAUAUGGAGUAUCAAUCAGGAAUGCCCCAGUCCAUGGGCAACAAGUCUGUCGUUGGAUGCAUGAGUCAUGGUCUCAGAGUACCCCAACAGCAACCGGACUAUAAAGUUCAAAAUAAACUGCUAAAUAAGAUUGCGACUCCACUAAAACCUCAUGCAGGAUGGAAAAUGCUUAAGGAAUGGUCUGACAUGUGCACUGUCAUUUAA
Messenger RNA from Paracoccidioides brasiliensis Pb18, 1872 nucleotides. RefSeq lists its product as uncharacterized. The transcript is spliced from 2 exons. The record is from RefSeq and is a predicted model, not a curated record. Bases 1 to 1872 code for a protein of 623 amino acids.